This is a messenger RNA of Symbiodinium sp. CCMP2456, 723 nucleotides long. The record is from the annotation of a GenBank genome assembly. Lineage: Eukaryota; Dinophyceae; Suessiales; Symbiodiniaceae.
AUGGUGCAUCGGCUUCUUCUGGCAGUAGUCGCUGUUGAGGCUGUCCGGGACUCGGACAUGCAGCUGGAGACCAGCGAAGGACACUGGAAGAUGCACCACAGAGCCCACCAUCAUCACCACCACCUUCACCACCACAAGCACCCGGACCAGGAGGCGCAGCUUGAAGCUGCCGAUGCAGAGAAAGGUGCUGAGCUGUCCCAGUCAGCGUUUUCCCAAACCGCUACCUCGGCGUACGGACAUGCAGACCCAUUUCCAGUGGGUAGCUUGCUGUCGGCCCACACGCAUCAUCAGCACCGGGACCACCAUCAGAAAGCGGAUGCAGCGACCACGGACGAAUCUGACACCGAAGCCUGUCAGGAGGAGGUGGACAUCCACCAGCCGCAGCACCUGCUGGAAGCCUUGAGGCGAUGCUUGGAAGCGAGGAAAGAGCUGUCCGUGAAGACGCAGGAGCUACUAAAGGAAGAGAAGGAGGGUGGCAAGGUUUAUGCCAAAGAGGUUACAGGGAUCAUGGACCUGAUCAAGCAUGUGCAGGAUGCAGACAGGAUGGACGGCCCAUGGAAUGAGGACCACAAGCAGGUCCUGCAGCAGCUGCUGGAGCAGACCGGUGAAGCAGAGAAAGAAGCGCAGGCCGUUUGGCAAGACCACCACGACUCCGGCGGCGCCCACGCCCCGUCUCACUCCGAGCCCGUCGCGGACUCGGGCGACGCCCACUCCAACUCCUGA